AUGCUACAGCUAGUUGUGACCGUCGUCAUUUUCAUGUUCCUGACAACGAGGGUCGUCGUCAUGGGCGACAGUUCAUCAUGCACAGGUGGCGAAAUCAGCGACGACGGGACCCACUCGUCGUACGUGGCGCACGUGCUGUCGGAGCUGACGGCGGUUACGCCCACCAACCCUACGCUUGAUGACGGCACGGUGUUCCCAGGCAACGGCGUCACUGGCUCCGUCGUGGGGAUGGCGUCCUGCUCCGAUCCUAACGACCGCGACCUCUGCGCACGCUGCCUUUUGGGCCUCCACCAGUUGGUUUUCGGUUCCUGCAGCACCCGGGCCGGCGGCUACGCUAACUCCGACGCUUGCGCCAUCGGUUUCGGGACGCCUUAA
Molecule: messenger RNA, 375 nt
Organism: Linum tenue
Lineage: Eukaryota; Viridiplantae; Streptophyta; Magnoliopsida; Malpighiales; Linaceae
Source: the annotation of a GenBank genome assembly